CCGCGCUUCCCCACAAAUCUCAUGGUCCCAUCAAUAUCAGCACACACUUCCUCCUCGAUACCACCUCCUCCGCCCAAGAACUAAAACUAAUCCAACCCAGCCCCCCAAUCUCCUACCCCUCCGCCCGUGGGAUCGAUCCCUCGGCCCGCCCGCCUCCCUCGGAUCCACCAGCGCCACCCCGCCGCGAGACCAGGAUCUUGGCGAGAGCACAUGGCGGUGGUGGCGGCUGCGGCGGCGGCGCUGGCGUGGCCAUGCCUGGGUGGCGGCUCGCGGGCGUGGGUCGACGUGCCGGAGCGGAGCAAGAGCGCGUUCAUGGAGCUGAAGAGGAGGAAGGUGCACCGGUACGUGAUAUUCAAGAUCGACGACAGGAGGGAGGAGGUCGUGGUCGAGAAGACCGGCGCGCCCGGGGAGAGCUACGACGACUUCACGGCCUCGCUGCCCGCCGACGACUGCCGCUACGCCGUCUACGACCUGGACUUCGUCAGCGACGACAACUGUCGCAAGAGCAAGAUUUUCUUCAUCUCCUGGUCCCCUGAUGAUUCUCGCAUCCGUGCCAAGACCAUAUACGCGGUGUCUAGGAACCAGUUCCGCCAUGAGCUUGACGGGGUGCACUUCGAGAUCCAGGCGACUGACCCUGAUGACAUGAACUUGGAAGUUCUUAGGGGCCGAGCCAAUAGAACCUGAUAAGCUAGGUUGAUUCUGCUAAGCUUGCUGAUACAAGCCAAUAGCUCGAAAUGCCGAUGCGAGUAUGAUCCAGCUGCUGAUCGCACCCGAGCAUGCGAUGUUCCUUUUUCCCUGAGAUAGCAGUUAAUCUAACUAGAAAAGUUCCUAUGAAUGUGCUCUGUUUUAAAUGUCUAAUUGCCCGAGUACUGUCUGCUGCUAAGCAAGAAUUUUUUUCCGAGCUUGAACUGCUACUGCGGACUGGUUUAGUAUAAUACUCCGGUUAAUGCGUUUUGCUGCUGAAACUGCUGUCAAUCUCGA
Molecule: messenger RNA, 981 nt
Organism: Brachypodium distachyon (stiff brome)
Lineage: Eukaryota; Viridiplantae; Streptophyta; Magnoliopsida; Poales; Poaceae
Product: actin-depolymerizing factor 10
Exons: 3
Coding region: 211-684 (157 amino acids)
Biological process (GO): actin filament depolymerization
Cellular component (GO): actin cytoskeleton; cytoplasm
Molecular function (GO): actin filament binding
Source: RefSeq, a predicted model, not a curated record